Molecule: messenger RNA, 2433 nt
Organism: Meleagris gallopavo (turkey)
Lineage: Eukaryota; Metazoa; Chordata; Aves; Galliformes; Phasianidae
Source: RefSeq, a predicted model, not a curated record
GUGGCUGGCGGGCGGGCUGGGAAGUCAACGCCGGGGCCAUGGCUGCUGGGAGAGGCUGGGAGUGCUGUAGGAACUCGAGGAGAGCCUCUUGGGGAAAAGGAAACUUGCUCUUCAACGUUUGGAGGUUGAUCUGUUUGCUUCCCCCUUUGCAAUGAAGGACCAGAACCCAUGUGACAAAUGAGUGGAAUUCUCCCAUCUCAACUGGAAGUCUGAGAAGAUGCAACGAAGGCGGAGUUCUAAGCACUCCAAGCGACCUCUGCAAGUUCACCACAGCAAUCAGACUGAUCUCUCUGCUUGGAGAAAAGGAGGGACAGUGGAUACUGAAAAAAGUGCCCAGAGUGAUCAGAAAAAUGACAAUGAGCAAGACUCCCUUGAGGAAGCUCUGAGCUACUUUGAGAAAAUUCAAGAUCGAGUUUCAGUGAAAAACAAUGAAGCUCUGCAGAAACAUUUGUCUACUAUGGAAAGCAUUGCCCUGAAAAGAGGUUUACCCCCUGAAGGAUUUGAUGUAUUGCUAGAUGUGGCGCUCAGUGGCAAACUUGCUGAUACGGUGAACACUCGUUUACUGAAGAGCCUGAUCCCAGCCUCAGCAAUACCAGAAAGUUCUGUUGUUUCUUCUGUAUCUUGGUUCUGUGUCAGCAAAUGCUCAAACAACAUCCAGCUGCUUUAUCUAAGAUGGCUGAUCACGAUGUUUGACUUCAUUGAUCACAAGGAACGAAUUCAUGCCCUCUAUGGCAUCUUCUUUUCCUUCCUGAAUGAUGAGAAGUUGUGUCCCUACAUCUGCCACGUGCUCUACCUGCUGACCAGAAAAGAAAAUGUCAAGCCUUUUCGGGUCAGGCGACUCCUUGAUCUCCAAGCAAAAAUGGGUAUGCAACCUCAUCUGCAGGCUCUGCUAUCACUUUAUAAGCUUUUCUGUCCUGAGCUGGUAUCCAUAACCCUUCCUCGGAAGAUGAAGACUUUUUUCAAGAAUGCAGAUGGCCCAUGGAAAGCAGCAAUCAACGCUGUGAGGCAAAGAAACCAGGCCAAUUCUACAGUGCCCCAACUACUGCUUUUAGACACAGCUCAACCUCACUCACGAAAAAGAAAAUGGAAUACCCAGUUGAUUGUACCUGCAAGCAGUGCCAACGCACAGAAUUCAGUAGUGGGUAGGAAAAUGAGCCGUGUUGAUUCAUUCAGUGCUAACAGAUUUUUUCCAGUGGAGCAGCUGCGGACCUUUCCCCAACUUCUACAAAAUAUCCACCGCCUGGAGUUUCCUUCCCAAAUGGGCUCAGUGCUAACAAACCCGUUACUGCUUCACUACAUGAACUGCAGCAAAGAUGAAUCUGUUUAUCUGAGGCUCUACUAUUGGAUGGGACAGACUCUUCAGGAAGAGUGCACCUGGUGUGUAGUUGAUAAUAACCAAUAUGAAGAAGAAUUCAAAAGCUUCCUGGAAACUGCCUACAAGGCAGAGUGUUUCUUACAAGAGGGAUUUCCUUCCUGUGAGGAGUUCCUCUACAGGAGUCUUCCUCUCUGGGAUGGUGUUUCCUGCCGAUCACAAAUCCUCCAACUCAUCAGUUGGAUCCCCCUCAGUACCUUCUCUGAAAUAAAGUCACAACUCUGCGAUCCCCUGGCACAGCUCUUCUUCACGUCAUCCCUUUACUUUAAGUGCAGCGUUCUGGAGAGUCUGAAAGAGCUGCUACAGAACUGGUUAAACUGGCACGUGGUUCAGCUGGAUUCAGAGUCUGAUUCUCAAUUCAGUUCUUUGAAUACCACCCUUUCUGGACUAGUGAAUGGGGUGGCUGAACUCAUCAACUUUGUGGGAUGGAUUUCUACUGCUGCGUUGCACUUGGAGAAGAGUCAUACCUUCUUGCUGUACUUCAUCCUGGAUUUCUAUGAGACCGUGUGUGACAUAUAUCUGAAGUACAAACUGCCGUUGCUGAUAAUGCCUCCUGCUGGAGUUUUCUACCCAGCGUUGCUCAGCAUGGAUUCUGUCAACUUAAAUCAGCUCUGCUACAUCAUGUACAGGUAUAGAACCAACUUGAUAGCUGCAAAAGAGAACGAGAUGAGUAAAAAGAAAAUACAGCAAUUCAAGUUCAGUAGCCAGACAUAUCAAGAGUAUAACCAGUACAUCAUAGCCAUGGUGGGUUGUCUGUGGACAUCCAGUGCAUUCCAGAAGGAUAAUCAUCCUCAGGGCAUUUGUCUGGAUGAUGAAUUGCUGAAGAAAACUGGAGUGCAGGAAUACAAAAACAGCUUCAAUAUUGUCUACCACCCAGCUCUGAUGUGCUAUGCUGUUGACUUCCUGCAGCAGGUAAUGUUGUAGGUGAAUACCUCAGCCUUUGGCAGCACCAAAUGGUGCAGUGAUCUUUUCUCUAAAGAGUCUCUCAGUGUUGGCUGAGUAAAAAACAGCUCAAUGUUGAUUUGUGCAUUUUCAGGAUACAACUAAAAUGGAUAAAUAAU